UCGAGACACGGCCCGACUCCACUGGUAAGAGAACCGUGUCGACCCAACCCAACUCGCUCUAUCAAACCGAAGUUAUCAAGCUUCGGCCUUUGUUGCAGACACACACUAAGCGGACCAAACCGAGCAGCACAAGGAGCUUCACCCGACAAGAAAACACAUGGCGAAGGAAGCCACGAGGCCGCGAAAGAGGUCUCUCUCAUCUCCCCCUGCUUCUGCUUCCGAUGAACGCUCUACAAGAACUUCUUCUGACAGGGAGGAUUUUCGUAAAGAAUUUCAAGAGCAGAAUCCAGAUGUUAAGUCAAUGCGUGAUAUUGGCAAGGCUUGUGGAGAGAAGUGGAAAACAAUGACUUAUGAGGAGAAGGUUCAAUACUACGAUAUAGCCACUGAAAAACGAGCAGAAUUUGAUAGAGCAAUGAUCGAAUAUAACAUGAAAAUGGAAAGUGGAGAGUACGAAGAAACUGACGAGGAAUCAGAGUUUGAUGUAGCCAUUUCCUUUGAAAUAGGGGAUGUUUCUACAUUGCUCGAACUGCGCUUUCUCUUGGUUUGUUAUCGUCGUUUUGGAUUUGUGGGUUUUGCUCUGAGAUUGGUUCAUGCAUUUCCGCUUUCACUUUUAUUUCCAUCUAAUUGGGGAAGAGGUGAUUGUCAGUUGCUUUCUCUUGCUGUCACAGUUAAUAAGAAUCCACAUGAGGAAUUCACAAGUUGGCUGGACUCGGCAAAAAGUAAGGGCAUUUUCCAAUCUGUUCUUUGUCAACGUGAUUUAGCUCUGAAUCUCUGA
Molecule: messenger RNA, 775 nt
Organism: Prosopis cineraria
Lineage: Eukaryota; Viridiplantae; Streptophyta; Magnoliopsida; Fabales; Fabaceae
Product: high mobility group B protein 3-like
Exons: 8
Coding region: 158-775 (205 amino acids)
Source: RefSeq, a predicted model, not a curated record